Hypoxylon fragiforme is the source of this 1908-nucleotide messenger RNA. RefSeq names its product PRP3-domain-containing protein. The coding region runs from base 273 to 1748 and encodes 491 amino acids. Gene Ontology annotation, biological process: mRNA splicing, via spliceosome. Gene Ontology annotation, cellular component: U4/U6 x U5 tri-snRNP complex. Lineage: Eukaryota; Fungi; Ascomycota; Sordariomycetes; Xylariales; Hypoxylaceae. The transcript has a single exon. The record is from RefSeq and is a predicted model, not a curated record.
CUGCAUUGAAUUUGAACGUUCCUAAAAGUAACCUUAGGUACCUUCGUACUACUGGCAGCUUCUGAGUUCAAAGCUUCGAUGUUCAAUGUUCUUUUUUGAACAUUCAAACCCUUUCAAUUCUUUAUCAAGCCUCAUCCCCCAAUCCUUUUUACUUGGGCUUCUUUCAAUUCACUAUAUUUUAUCGAUCGAACGGAACAGCUUCUUAAACUAUCUCAACUUUCAGAAACAAUAAUAUUUACUAUCACGUAAGGCUGCAAUAACACCCUUUUCUCAUGGAUCGACACGGCUCACCUGGCCUCGGGCCUCGUAACGAUGCUGGAUCUCGAGUGCAAAAACCAGAGUCCGCAUCGGAUAAAGCAGCUAAGCUCGCCGCAUUAAAAGCUCGCGUGUCAGCUGCUAUAGGUACUACUAAAGCGAAAGGUGGACUAAAUGUUGGACUUCAUCCGGCAUUAGAGGAUAUUGGACAAUGGAAGCCUGGCAAUAACAAAUCCAACGACACAAGAGCCGGCUCAAGCUCGCGGCCGCGUAACGAUGGCGGCAGGCCCCCACCAAAACAAAAGACCCUCGAUCUAUCCGGACCAUCGCUAGAUGAAAUCAAAAGUAACCCAUAUUAUGAUGCGAACCUAGGCGCCCCGAGCGUGAAACCGAGACAAACCCGUCAGCUUGUAUUCAACCAAAAAGGAAAAUAUAUUCAACAAGCGAACGCGCUGAGGAGGCAGGCAGCGCUCGAGGCCUUGAAGAAGAAGAUUGCCGCGGGUACACGGAAGGUCGGAAUAGACGAGGACAAAGACGUCGAGAAGAGUUUUCUAAUUGAUGCGCCUCCGGAGAUCGAGUGGUGGGAUGAAGGCUUAAUAAAUGGCAAGAAUUAUGAUGAUAUCGAUGACCCAAUGGCUAUCAAGAUCGACACGGAGGAUACUAUAAUAACCAGAUAUAUCCAACAUCCCGUCCCGAUCGAACCACCUCAGGACAAGAAUGUGCCUGCGCCGAAACCUAUGUACCUUACCCCCGCGGAACAAGCCAAACUACGUCGCCAGCGCCGAAUGGGUGACUUAAAGGAGGAACAAGCCAAAAUCAGGCUCGGCCUUAUCCCAGCGCCGCCACCCAAAGUCAAGAAGGGUAAUCUAAUGCGCGUGCUCGGAGAAGAAGCCGUCAAGGAUCCUACGGCCGUAGAGGCGCGUGUGAACCGAGAGAUUGCCGAACGACACGCGAAGCACGUGGAGACAAAUGAGGAACGGAAGUUGACCAAGGAGCAAAAGCACGAGAAGCUCGCAGCGAACCAGGAGAAGGACGCAGCCAAGGGGUUGCACAUGCUAGUUUUCAAGAUAAACAGCCUAGCGAACGGGCAGCACCGGUACAAGAUCAACAUCAACGCGGACCAGCAAGCCCUCACGGGCAUCGUCAUCAUGCACCCGAAGCAGAACCUCAUCAUCGCCGAAGGCGGCGAGCGCUCCAUCAUGCAGUACAAGAAGCUCCUCGAGAACCGCAUCAACUGGACCGAGAACCUCGCCUCGCGCGAGAAGGACGCCCAGAACGACGGCCUCAAGCAGUGGCUCAAGGCCGAGACCGAGAACGGCGACCUCAAGGACCUCGCAGAGAACCAGUGCAAGCUCAUCUUUGAGGGCGAGAUCAAGUCCCGCGCCUUCCGCAAGUGGGGCUCCAAGGUCUGCGAGACCGAUUCGGAGGCUAGAGAGGUCCUCUCGAAGUCGAAGAUGGAGAAUUUUUGGAACCUUGCCAAGUCUACUCGUUAAUGAGGGGAGAAGGGGGGUUGGAUGGAUCGCUUAUUUGUUCGUUCGUAGCUUGUGUAUGGGCUACAUACCUGCCUAUCACCUUAGUUAGUUAGGUAGAUACCUACCAACUUUUGGUAGUCAGAUUAAGAAGAUUGUGUAAUAGCAAGAUGUGAAUCAUCUA